Prorocentrum cordatum is the source of this 480-nucleotide messenger RNA. The record is from the annotation of a GenBank genome assembly. NCBI's taxonomy places the organism in Eukaryota, Dinophyceae, Prorocentrales, Prorocentraceae.
AUGCUCCUCGUCACACCGGCAGAGGUAUUGACGAUGGGAAGGUUACAGCAUGAGAAUUCCACCGACGCCCACUUCACAAAGUACAGGUUGUCGAAAUUUGUCACGUGCGCAAUUCGCCCGGACCCCAACAUGGGUGGCAGCCCGUGCCUGAACCCUUUCAUGAUAUCCGACCAGUGCACCUGCAUGGUCAGGGACGGGAUCCUCAGCGACAAUGCUGACAGGAAGCACUGCGUGGUGCGCGAGGCGCAGAAGAACGAGCUCUUGCCGGAUUUUUUGGUCGAGGGGAAGCCGAACAAGAAGAUAUUGACCGAUUUCUUUGUCGUCCGCGUAAACGACACUGCCCCGAAAAAACAUCAGCGGAUGUUCACGCACGCGGACUUCCCUCGCGAGAAUCGGCAGACGCAUCCGCAGAAGCGCGACGACAUCAAGAAAUAUCUUGCAUGCCUCACGGCGCCUUGCCGCCCAUUCUCACGGUCUUGA